CAUCAUGCGAUUUGCGUCGUUCGUGAAUGUUUAAAAACAAAAUGGAGGAACAACAUUCUUCAAGUUCGUCACCAGCAGACGACAGACCACCAAGUGUGUUCCGUGACUUGAUCGAGAUGGCCCGUAGCCGUGGACUAUCGGAUAUCGAAUAUAUUCAAGAUGGAUUGAAACAUUGGCUGAACAUCGGCCCGUCCACGUCUUAUCGCGUCCCGUACGGCUACAGUGCCCAUUUGAUGCAACUUCACAUUGAUAGUGAUUUAAAUUUUUAUCUUGAAGCUUUGAACCGUCUGGUGAACACGGGAAGCAUCCGAUCUGCGUCGUGCGACCGAGUCGAUCCGAAUUUAGCCGCCCCUCUUUUAGAUUCGUUGAACGGCGGCCUCACCGUCUGUCACGGACGAGGUCACGUUCCAGAUGAAUUUCUAGACCAAUCGCAUCGGAAACAAGCCAUCGAAGAAGGUCUGGCCAAUGGCAACUUCAUUUCGUAUCCGGACAAUCGUUACCGAUCGCACGAUUGCAAAUUCGUGAUUGACGGGCAGAUGGGAGCCACUCAAUGUCCUUCCUGUGCUCAAGCCGACGAUCCACGUCAAUCGUCGGCAGAUGAUGUCCGACCUUUACCCGAAUCGCGGGUAGGACGUGAACAACAAGAUCGGCGUCCACUUUACACGCCGACAACGGGAGUGAGGUCUCCAACAACGUGGACAACAACAACGUCUUGGCCUCGGUGCCAUUUUUGCCAAACGCAGAGUUCGAAGGAUUCACGAACGUAUCAACCGGAUCAUGUUGGCGUACUUCAAACUCAAGACGACCCGACCUGAAUACAUGGAACAUGAGGGUUGAAACCGUUCUACCCAAACCGCAUUUCGAGUUGUUGACGUGAAAUUCUGAAGUCUCGUAACGGACAACUGUUGACUCGUUGCCUUCAACACGAGUUUUGUGGGGAAAAAAUGAUUGGACAAUGUCUUCUCUCGUUAAAUAUCCAAACUGUUUGUUUGGAGUUG
Daphnia carinata is the source of this 998-nucleotide messenger RNA. RefSeq lists its product as uncharacterized. The record is from RefSeq and is a predicted model, not a curated record. The transcript has 3 exons. Lineage: Eukaryota; Metazoa; Arthropoda; Branchiopoda; Diplostraca; Daphniidae. Bases 27 to 815 code for a protein of 262 amino acids.